Bombina bombina (fire-bellied toad) is the source of this 1668-nucleotide messenger RNA. RefSeq names its product dysbindin domain containing 1 (gene DBNDD1). Gene Ontology annotation, cellular component: cytoplasm. NCBI's taxonomy places the organism in Eukaryota, Metazoa, Chordata, Amphibia, Anura, Bombinatoridae. The record is from RefSeq and is a predicted model, not a curated record. Bases 208 to 681 code for a protein of 157 amino acids. The transcript is spliced from 4 exons. Gene Ontology annotation, biological process: negative regulation of protein kinase activity.
CCUCUCAGUCUCUCACUCCCUCUGCCUGCUCAUUUGCAAUGCAAGGCUCACUUAUCACUGGGUCUCUUAGGCUGGAGAUGUGUGUCUGCGGUGCACAUCACCCAGCUUGCUGCAUGCUGCAGGGAGGAGGCUCUGUCUGAUGCUGCCCUGUGCCCUGUCUCUUCCUGCCCAGCUGAAUAAGGGUGCAAUCCCUGGCACAGUGUCUGGAUGGAACCCCAGCAAGGGCCUGGUAUCUCAGAGCAGAGCAGAGAAGCAAAGUAUGGCUGUCACCCUCCUGCACCAGCUGAGGUGACUGUAGAGGAACCUCAACAAGCUCUGGCAGCUGAAGAGUCAGGGGUACUUGCACCAAGUUCAGGUCUCCUGCAGGUCACAGAGAGAAGACAGCCUCUCAGCAGUGUGUCCUCUCUUGAGGUGCACUUUGACCUCCUGGACCUCACUGAGCUCACAGAUAUGUCUGACCAGGAACUGGCUGAAGUGUUUGCUGACUCAGAUGAUGAAAACCAACAUAAUGAUCCUCCUCCAGGUCUACAGCUCCCCCCUCUCCCUCGAGCAGGAUAUCUUCGAUCACCAUCCUGGACUAGAUCAAGAGCCGAACGAGAGAAGAAACACCUUAGUGACUCAGAGCUCCAGGGAGGACUAUUGGAUACAUUCAUCACUGCUGAAAGAUCCAAAGAAAACUAAACAGCCUUCAACUCUCUCAAAGUGGGCCCACCGAAUGAUCCUGACACAUACUGCGGUACGGACAACAAAAAGUGCCAAAAGCUCAGUUCCUGGAACUGCGCUAACCACAGACAAAGGGAGACUAGAAAGGAGCGAGCUUUCUGCAGGAGAUCCUUGAUGGCCAUGAGAAGAUGAUCUUUGGAGCCAAGGGGCAUCAACAGCACAUAAGAGGAACAAGAGAUAUCUGAAACUAAAUAUAAAUAUAUAGCAAAUGAAAGCAACCUAAAAUUUAAAUAUGAAUUGAAAAUAACCAAAUACUGCCAGCUGUAUAAACCACAUACUACCAACUAAGCUAAAACAGCAGUUCCAGACGGUCAAAGUCUUAAUUUAAUAGAGGUCACAAGUUAACUAGUUGUUGGAGACUUAAAGAAACUGUCCAAGAAAUUGCAACAUUGAAACAAAAGCUGGCGGACUAUAAGUAAAUGAACAUUCAACCAGUAACAACACUUCAUUACAUUCAUUUGAAAACCACAACUAUAACUUUCAUCAGGCUGCUGUUAUUAUGUAUUUGCAUUUGCUGAAAGAUGUCAGGCCUUCCCCUUGAUGAUCAAGGAUCACUCCAAAACUUCCCCAGAGAGUAGUCAGAACAUAUGUGAAGCAAAGAAUACUUAGUGGAAAAUCUAUAUGACAUUCAGUAUGCAGGCCUGGGACUCACACUAACAAGAACUCCUCCGGAAACACAGAAUUCCCUCAGCAGCCUUAACUACAUUUACAUCAUACGCCCUGUCAUAUACAUUUUAGCCAUAUUUGGGCACAAUAGAGCCAUGGCACUGCGGUCUGUUGACUACUUGCAGUUAAUAGAGCAACGGUGUACCUGCACACCUGUACAGACACUCAGGUCACAUGGUCAACUAUUUUGCAGACAAAACCCUAGCGUGGCAAUAUUCCAUAUUCUGUUGAUUGACUGCUUUGUAAGUUUGCUGUAAAAACAUUUCCACAACCACUGAA